AUGGCUUCUGCUCCUCAGAUCUAUAAACCACAACCAUUGACCACAGCUCAAAAGGAGUUGAUCAAGGCAUCUGUGCCUAUUCUUGAGACCAGUGGCUUGGACCUUACCAAGACUUUCUACAAUUCAAUGCUCUCGGGAAACCCAGAAGUUAGGCCUUUUUUCAAUGACACUAACCAGAUCACCUACAGGCAGCCUAAAGUGUUGGCGUUUGCAUUGCUUAACUAUGCCAAAAACAUAGAUGACUUGACUCCAUUGACUGAUUUUGUGAACCAAAUAGUGGUCAAGCACGUUGGUUUGCAAGUCAGAGCAGAGCACUAUCCAGUUGUUGGAUCGCACUUGAUUGCGACCAUGGGCAAGCUCUUGGGUGAAAAAAUAGCGACUCCUGAAUUUGUGGAGGCCUGGUCAAUUGCCUACGGUAAUUUGGCCCAGCUUUUAAUUGACGCAGAAUUUGCAGAGUAUCAAAAACAGCCUUGGGAAGGAUUUAAGGACUUUGUGGUGACGAGGAUCGAAAAUGAGACCGAUGAUGUCAAGCUGGUUUACUUCAAGCCGGCCGACGGAACCAAGGUAGCACAACCUUUGAGAGGUCAGUAUCUCGGAUUCCGUUUCUUGAUUCCCGGUAGCGAUAUCGAGAAGUCUAGAGAAUAUUCCAUUUCAGAGUAUCCAGACGGCGAGUACCGUAUUUCAGUGAAGAAGCUCGACAAGGGAUUCACAUACCAGGAAACAGACAAGGAUGUGGUGCUUUUUGCCGGUGGUAUAGGUAUCACUCCAUUGAUUUCUAUCACAGAAAAGGCUCUCCAAGAUGGCAAGAAAGUCACACUUUUAUACUCCAACCAGCGAGCCGAAGCUAUUCCUUUUGAAAACUGGUUUAAGCAGAAGCAAAACGAGAACCCCAACUUCAAAUUCGUCAGUCUUAACGACGACAAGAACGAAAAACUCUCUCAAAGCCACUUUGACAGCUUGGACUUGCCUAACCUGGAAGUGUACAUGCUUGGUCCUCUUGGCUACAUGGAAUUUGUGAGAGAAGAGUUAUCCAAACGUGGAAAAACAGACAUCCACUCUGAAUUCUUUGGCCCAACGGCUGUAUAG
Molecule: messenger RNA, 1086 nt
Organism: Candidozyma duobushaemuli
Lineage: Eukaryota; Fungi; Ascomycota; Pichiomycetes; Serinales; Metschnikowiaceae
Gene: YHB1
Product: Yhb1p
Exons: 2
Coding region: 1-1086 (361 amino acids)
Biological process (GO): nitric oxide catabolic process; cellular response to nitrosative stress
Cellular component (GO): intracellular anatomical structure
Molecular function (GO): heme binding; nitric oxide dioxygenase [NAD(P)H] activity; FAD binding
Source: RefSeq, a predicted model, not a curated record